Raphanus sativus (radish) is the source of this 2246-nucleotide messenger RNA. Its product is annotated as lectin-domain containing receptor kinase VI.4-like. The transcript has a single exon. Lineage: Eukaryota; Viridiplantae; Streptophyta; Magnoliopsida; Brassicales; Brassicaceae. The record is from RefSeq and is a predicted model, not a curated record. Gene Ontology annotation, biological process: protein phosphorylation. Bases 163 to 2154 code for a protein of 663 amino acids. Gene Ontology annotation, molecular function: protein kinase activity; ATP binding; carbohydrate binding. Gene Ontology annotation, cellular component: plasma membrane.
AUCUCUCUCUUAUCAGUUAUCAAUUAUUAGAAGCAUUUUUGUUGUCAUCUUCUUAUUGACUUUUAAGACCAAAAUACAUCCUGAUCUUUGCUUGUCCUCUUCUUCUUGACUUUUCCUACCGAAUACAUCCUGAUUUUUGGUCAAACAAGCUCUUGAUCAUUUAUGGGCAAAGCAAGAUCCAUGGUCAAGCUCUUCUUUUUGGUGAUCUGCUUACAGAUCAUUGUCCUAGCCCACAGAGCAACAGCAGAGACGACUACAGAGUUCAUUUUCCAUGGCUUUAAUGGAAACCAAUCAGAACUUCAAUUAGAAGGAGAUUCAACCAUCACGCCCAACGGACUACUGAGGCUCACCGAUCGAGAUUCAGACGUUGCGGGAACUGCUUUCUACGACAAACCGGUUAGACUGCUCGACAGAAAUAACUCCACGGUUCGUUCCUUCAGCACUUCCUUCGUCUUUGUCAUCAUCCCUUCAAGCUCAAACAACGGAGGUUUCGGCUUUACAUUCACACUAUCUCCAACUCCAGACCGUCCAGACGCGGAAACAGCUCAGUACUUGGGUCUUCUCAACAAAGAAGACGACGGCGAUCCGGAUAACCACGUGUUCGCAGUUGAAUUCGACACGGUUCAAGGAUACAAAGACAGCACAGACCGAAUAGGCAACCACAUCGGUCUAAAUUUCAACAGCCUCUCUUCACUCGUCCAAGAACCUGUGGCUUACUUCGACAAAGAAGGACACAAAGAAGACUUCCAGCUCACGAGCGGCGAACCGAUCCAAGUCUUCAUCGAUUACGACGGACCGACCAAAAUACUCACCAUCACCGUCUACCCGACCAGACUCGGAUCUAGGCCGACAACUCCUCUGAUCUCGCAACGCGUCCCUAAACUGCAAGAGAUCGUGCAAGAAGAGAUGUUCGUGGGAUUCACGGCGGCCACGGGGGACAAAUCUAGCGCGCAUUACGUGAUGGGCUGGAGUUUCUCAACCGGUCGGGUUCCAGCAGCUACGCUGAACCUCUCGGAGCUUCCUGCUCCGCCUCCCAACAGGGCGAAGAAGAGACGCUUCAACAAAGAGAUCAUCUCCCUGAUCGUGUCUUUAACCACCGUUAUAACGAUCAUGCUGGUCUUAUCGUUUGUCUUGUUGAUAUACAAAAGACGGUUAAACCAAGAAGAGAUUCUCGAGGAUUGGGAACUCGAUCAUCCACACAGGUUUCGAUACAAAGAUCUAUUUAAUGCUACGGAUGGAUUCAAUGAUAACAGGAUCAUAGGAAGCGGAGGAUUCGGAACCGUUUACAAAGGAAGCAUAACUAAAGACGACGACGAUCAAAUCGCAGUUAAAAAGAUAACUCCUAACAGUAUUCAAGGCGUUCGAGAGUUUGUCGCAGAGAUCGAGAGUCUAGGCCGUUUGAGGCAUAAGAAUCUAGUCAACCUACAAGGAUGGUGCAAACACGGAAACGACUUAUUGCUAAUUUACGAUUAUAUCCCUAACGGAAGUUUGGACUCCCUUCUCUAUAGCAAACCUAGACUAUGCGGUGCCGUUUUGACAUGGAACGCGCGUUUUCAAAUCGCGAAAGGGAUCGCGUCGGGUCUUCUCUACCUCCACGAGGAGUGGGAGAAGAUCGUGAUCCACCGAGACGUUAAACCUAGCAACGUCCUAAUCGACGAUCAGAUGAACCCCAGGCUCGGCGACUUCGGGCUCGCGAGGCUAUACGAGCGAGGAUCCCUCUCACACACCACCGUCGUCGUCGGCACGAUCGGGUACAUGGCGCCGGAGCUCACGCGCAACGGAAACUCCUCCUCCGCCUCCGACGUCUUCGCGUUCGGCGUCCUGCUGCUGGAGAUCGUCUCCGGGAGGAAACCGACGGACUCCGGGAGCUUCUUCCUGGCCGAUUGGGUCAUGGAGAUGCACGCGAGCGGCGGCAGCGGCGUGCUCCGCGCGGUGGAUCCGAGGCUCGGAUCGGGGUACGACGAGGGGGAGGCGAGGCUGGCGCUCGCGGUCGGGUUGCUGUGUUGUCACCCGAAGAGGGGAUCGCGCCCGGCGAUGAGGAUGGUGCUGAGGUAUUUGAACGGAGACGAGAAUGUUCCUGAGGUUGAGGUCUACUCGCAUUCUUCGAGUAGAUACUCUGUUCCCUCCGAUUUGAAAGAACCCUUGAAGGAGUGAUGUUAUUGAUUUUUUCUUUUCGGUUUUAAAAAUUAGUGUUAUAGAUUUAUUUAUUGCAAUUGUAAUUUAAAUAAAAUAAAAUUUGAAUGGUA